UUGGAUACGGCACAGGACAUUACAAUGAGGGUGAACAUGGACUCGUUGGGUCUUUUUGUCCUGCUAAUUUCUACGUUUCUCCACUGGACAGCUGCUUCUUCUGCUGAUGAAAUCAGCUGGAGCUAUUCUGGUUUUGUUGGUCAGUCUGAGUGGUCAGAGUAUUUCCCUGACUGUGGUGGUACUUCCCAGUCACCUGUGGAUGUGAUAACCACUCAGACUAAAUAUGACCCCAGUCUGGUGCCUGUGAUGCCGCUAGGCUACAGUCAGCACGGCAACCAGCCCUUUUCGAUGCACAAUAACGGACACACAGUGAUUGUUGAGCUGCCAGAGUGGAUGGGACUUGGGGGGCUACCGUGGUUCUUUACAGCCGUUCAGCUGCACCUUCACUGGGGGAAUGGAGGCCCAGGUGUAGGGGGCAGUGAACACACCAUCAAUGGGAGAAGUUCAGAUGCAGAACUCCAUGUGGUCCACUACAACGCUGAACUUUACCCCAACAUGUCCGCAGCAAUGACGCAGAGAGAUGGCCUGGCUGUUUUAGGAAUUCUCAUUGAGACAGGUGAAGAGACGAAUCCAGGAUUUAAUAACAUCCUCAACUACAUGAGCCGAAUCAGACAUGCCGACCAGAGAACGUUCAUCCCAGCCUUUGACGUCCAGUCUUUACUCCCCAAAGAUCUAGGACGCUACUAUCGAUACAACGGCUCCCUGACCACCCCGCCCUGCUACCAGAGUGUCAUCUGGACCCUGUUUCAUGAAAGGGUUCAGAUCUCAAAAGCACAGCUCCUGAAGAUGGAGAUGAUGCUUUACUCCAGUAAAGUCCAGGAAGUUGACAGGAUGCUGCUGCAGGACAACUACAGGAUAACACAGCCGCUCAACCACAGGAUCAUCUUUGCCUCCUUUUCUGCAGAAUCAGGGAGGGAGCUCUCAUCUGGUGAAGUCACAGCCAUCGUGAUAGGAGUGAUGUGUGGCUGCGUGGGUGUGGCGGUGAUCAUUCGCUUCAUCGUGAAGACAAUACGAUUUUUUAAACUCCUCCAUCUUGAAACGGUCGUGGUAAACAGCUCUACUUCUAGCUGGGACGUCCUGCACAAUAACCGGCCUGCUCCAAUGCCAAGAACAAAGGAGACAGAGAAAUCACAGGAGAUAAAAACAGACUUGGCUCUAACGUUAACCUCAAAAGCUGAAAGGAAAGAAGAGUUGUCACCCUCGCCUCAGACCGAGCCGUAGCUUUAUAUCUCACAUCAGGAUGUUCUGUCUUUUUUUCUCAUCAGAGGUGAUUUUAUGGAUCAGUCUCCUAGGAAAAAGCAACAAUAUUUUCCCUGAAUCGAUCACAAAAGAGAGAGAGGAAUAAAACAUUCUUUCUUGAUUUUGUGAUAAAGGUCUUUUCCACUUAAAUUUGGCAGAGUUUUUAGUCAUGUUAUGAGACUAUAUUCUACCCAAAACCAAGUAAAGCAACUGAUGCUGGUUUAAUAUUCAGGUGUGUUUCAUACAUGUGUAUACUUGAGAUGAGGAAUGCACAUGAAAUAUGUUUUUUCUUUUUCUUAGUCUUAAUGUAAUUUCUGUCACAAUAUUUCAAGCACUCUGCACUAAUACUGUGUAAGCUUUUUACAGCUAAACUCUAAGGAAAUGUAAAAAAUAAAUGAUAAAACAGACUGAUGUAAAAACAUGACAGGUGACAUGUAUAUACAGAUGCUGUACAAACAUUUCAGAUCGGAUUUUAAUUCUGCACAUUUUGUUGUAAAUGGAAGUUAUAUUUAUGUACAUGCCUUUACUCUGUAGAAGAAAGAAAUAUAAAAGCUGCAUGUCAUCUGCACAUAUCUGUUUAUUGUUGUUUUGUCUAACUUGUCUGCCUGAGCACUGCAUUAAAACACUUGAAUGCUG
This is a messenger RNA of Xiphophorus couchianus (Monterrey platyfish), 1875 nucleotides long. RefSeq names its product carbonic anhydrase XIV (gene ca14). NCBI's taxonomy places the organism in Eukaryota, Metazoa, Chordata, Actinopteri, Cyprinodontiformes, Poeciliidae. Gene Ontology annotation, molecular function: carbonate dehydratase activity; zinc ion binding. The record is from RefSeq and is a predicted model, not a curated record. Gene Ontology annotation, cellular component: plasma membrane. The coding region runs from base 25 to 1221 and encodes 398 amino acids. The transcript is spliced from 14 exons.